ACUUGUAUAAUAAAGCUGAAGGAGAAUUUGGAACUCCAAUAGCAAAACGAACAAGAAUGUUGCGAACUCCGGGUAAAAUUUUUUUCUUGUAACCGUUCUUGUAAAAUUAUACUAGCAUUCAUAUUUUAAAAUUAUAUACAUUCUUGUAAUUUUUUUUAAUGUUAUUACUUAUUAGUCUCAUGGUGGGAACGUUUUGGAAGUAAGACACCCGAGCUUACUACAUUUGCAAUUCGAGUGCUUGGUCUCACUUGUAGUGCUUCGGGAUGUGAAAGAAAUUGGAGCACUUUUGAAUCGAUUCAUACAAAAAAGAGAAAUAGGCUUGAACAUGCAAAGUUGAAUGCGUUGGUGUUACUUCAAGCUUAGGGAGAGAAGUAUUAGGAGGAGAGACAAGAUUGAUCCCAUUGUAGUUGAUGAAAUUAAUUCAGAUGAUGAAUGGAUAACUGAGAAAGAAGAUCCAGUUCUCCCCGUAACUACUAAAUGGCUUGAAGAUGAUGAAUUAUUUGAAAGUGAUCCUAUUGUGAGUAUGCCAUCUGCUACCUUUGAAAGUCUUUUCGACUCAGAUAAGCGAGUCGAAGAUGUUGAGGAUAUAGUUGAAGUUCCUCCUAUGAAUUCAAAAAAAAGAGUUGCUGAAAAUUCAAGUGGAAGCAAAGACAAACAAGCAAGGUUGAGUCUUGUUGAUGUGGAAGAUAAUCAUCUUGAUGCUGAAAAUUAUGGAGUAAUUCCAACUUUUGAUAGUGGAAAUUUUCCAACCAUAGACACUAUUGAUGAUGAUAGUGAUAUAGAGUUGGAUGAUACUGAUUAUUUUUAAGUUAUGUUGUUUUAAUUAU
Messenger RNA from Zingiber officinale, 827 nucleotides. RefSeq lists its product as uncharacterized. The record is from RefSeq and is a predicted model, not a curated record. The transcript is spliced from 3 exons. The coding region runs from base 338 to 808 and encodes 156 amino acids. NCBI's taxonomy places the organism in Eukaryota, Viridiplantae, Streptophyta, Magnoliopsida, Zingiberales, Zingiberaceae.